AUGCUGCCCCUGUUGCAUUGCGUUUUAAGACUACCCUUGGUGCUACUGUCACAGCCCUUAUUUUCUUUCUCCGCCCUAUUCGUUAUUCUUUUCUCCUUGAGAGCGGUAUUCUUACCAAUUUCAGGAAAGGUAGAACAAACUUGGUAUUGCUGUUUUACAACGGUAAAGAGUAGGAAAAUACAAAAUUGGUGGUUUGCCCUGUUUAAAAAUUAUGUACUCACCAACACUCCUCGUGCCGGUAUGGAACGACUGUUCGCUACGAGGGCAAAGUAUUAUUUUUCUGUGCCAGGACUGGUUGAGUAUUGUCCGCCACGCGAUCUUUCACUCGCUGCGAUAUGGUACGGUAACCCGCGUGGUACACUGAGUGCGUUGUUCAGAGCAAUUUGAUGCAUGCGAUGGCAUUGAACGUAGCUUUUCUUACGAAAGGUGUGGUGAUAAAUAAACGAUUUUCA
Molecule: messenger RNA, 452 nt
Organism: Vavraia culicis subsp. floridensis
Lineage: Eukaryota; Fungi; Microsporidia; Pleistophoridae
Exons: 1
Coding region: 1-387 (128 amino acids)
Source: RefSeq, a predicted model, not a curated record